UCCGACUGUACGAAGAGCAGAAGUGUGUGGGAAUGUCAAUUGAAGGACUGCUUGGAUCGGUGUCUCGGUGUAUUUGGAGAUAUGACCAGGAUUAUUCCGAUCGACUUCACACUACUGUUACAUCGAAUAUACUUGUGGCGCUGGCCGGUGUGGCAAGUUGGAAGACAUGGGCUGGAGGGUCACCAAUUGAAUGUGCGAUUCCUGCAAUGUUUUCAGAAAGUGUUUCAGCGUACGCGGAAAACUAUUGUUGGUCCCAGGAUACGUAUUUUGUCGAGCCAACACAGGAUGUAUCCCUUUUGAAAAAAGAAGAGAGAUAUACACCGGAUCGACAGCUGUCUUAUUAUCAAUGGGUUCCAUUCUUUCUUCUACUGCAGGCUGCAUUUUUCAGAGCUCCAAGUUAUCUUUGGAAGUAUUUCUCAAAUCAUUCAGGAAUUCGAAUUCAUGAAGUGGUAGAAAAAGCGAAAGAUUCUGCAAAUGUUGAAGAAGAAGUUCGAGAGAAGAAUAUUCUAAUUUUAAAGAGACACUUGUCAAGUGCUCUCAGAUUCCAGGCUAAUAUGGAGAGAAAGAAAGUACAAGUACAUAAAACUGUAACUUUUCUCAAUUUUCAAUACUCUUCUGGUUUCAUUUCGUGGAUUUAUCUCUUCACCAAAGUGCUCUAUUUUUUGAAUGUAUUUGCUCAGUUGUACCUGAUGAAUUAUUUCCUGGGCACUAAUAGACAUCAUUGGUACGGAUUUGGAGUUGUUCAGGACAUUGUUCAAGGUGAACCAUGGGAGAGAAGUGGUUACUUUCCCAGAGCUGCUGUUUGCGAUUUUGAGGUCCGUCAAGUUGCCAAUAUUCAAAGAUAUUCGGUUCAGUGUGUUCUUGUGAUCAAUAUUUUCAAUGAGAAGAUUUUCGUUUUGUUGUGGUUUUGGUACGUGAUUCUUCUUCUUUCGUCGACUGUUUCACUUGUCCAAUGGUUCAUCGUUCUCGUUUUUCCAUGCUUUUCAAAAUGGUUCGUCAAACAGCAUCUGGCUCUCAGCACUCUUCAGAAUUUCAAUCAACGAAACAGUCGGCGUGAAGAUUCUGAUGUUUCUAAGUUUGUGACACAGUACCUGCAUAAAGAUGGUGUUUUUGUGCUUCGAAUGGUAUCAUCACAUGCUGGAAUCAUUUUCGCAACAGACUUGGUGCAGGCUUUAUAUGAAGCAUACGAUUUUCAAGAUAAAAAUAAAGACGUUCAAGGAAGCCCAGUCAGCGAUGAUCUACAGACAAUCAGCACUGGAGCAGAAUCUUCGAUUCGACAACGGAAGACUAGAAAAGGAAGUCGUAUAGAAUACAAGGCUGGAUUUCCAAUCAGUACAAGUUUGAUGCCUGAUAAAGAUGAUAUUGAGUCAAGCUCCACGUCUUCUGAAGAAGAUCAAAAGCGCGUCAGCAAUGUUAUCACUAAUAUCUAGUUCACGAUUAAAUUGUUCAAGGCAAUCCAGCUAACCUAAAUACGGGUUGAUCCUCACGAAAAACCAUUUUAAUAUUGAAUUUCACUUUGCGUUCCCAUUCACUUUGCUAUUGAACUUGUACAAAAAUAAAGAAUAUUAAUUGUUUUAAAAA
Messenger RNA from Caenorhabditis elegans, 1581 nucleotides. It is a transcript of the gene inx-11, whose product is annotated as Innexin. Bases 33 to 1430 code for a protein of 465 amino acids. The record is from RefSeq and is marked reviewed. Gene Ontology annotation, biological process: transmembrane transport. The transcript is spliced from 10 exons. Lineage: Eukaryota; Metazoa; Nematoda; Chromadorea; Rhabditida; Rhabditidae. Gene Ontology annotation, cellular component: plasma membrane; gap junction.